GAUAUUGCGCAACUGUAAGCAAUGGGUGUCUGCUUGUCAUUAGCUAAAUAUAGAUUGUUAUUGGUAUUUAUUGUCGAGUUGCUGCUGGGGAUGGCAUUCAUAGAAGAGAGACAGUCAGUUACCUCAUUCAGGUUUUAUCUAGGUUUUUGAUUAGCUAGACGGAGAUCAUGGCAGGGGUCGAGAGCAGUGAGGAAUCUUUGUCCGAUGAUAUACAGGGAGAGUUAGAAGUCUUGAGGUCAAUCUACCAAGGGGAUGGAGAGUUCAGCAUCGAGACAUCUGGUUGCCAUGACAAUGACCUGAAGUCAAACUAUGUUUGUGAGGUCAUCAUUAAACCUGUUGACAUGCCACUAGGACUGAGCUUCUCUUUACCAGCAUCUUACCCAAGAAUCAACCCUCGGAUAGAGAUGGUCUCCCUGCCUGACACCAUGUCACAGGACAACAUCGCUGUCCUCCUUGUUUGUCUCUAUCAGAUAGCCAAGGAGAAUGCUGGGACACCUCAUCUAUACUCAGUGGUAGAGGGCGCCAAACAGUGGAUUAGGGAUCACCUUGAAGGCUCUCACCGAGACGAGUCAUCUUCAAGUAGUUCAGAGAGUGAUUGGUCCAGCAUAGCAGGUACUGAUGCUGAGAGUAAGAGGAAGAAGAAAGAAUCAAAGAAGAACAAGGGUAAGAAACAGGACGAGACUCCUCAGUUUGGGCGAGACACCAAGAAACCUCCAAUGAAAACCGCUACUGAUGUCAUCAAGCGAAUCCAGUGGGACAAACAGCUCAACCCCGAGCACUUCAUCGUCGGUUACUUGGAUCGAUUCAUUGGGGUCGUGGAGCAACCGUUUCAGGCGUUCUAUUGGGGAGACAUUGCAGAGGUGGACCACCUAACCCUAGCUAUCCCCAAGCAUCGCAUCCAGUACUUUAAGUACAAGGACGAGGUGGUAUGGGAUAAGAGGGUGAGACUGGACAAUGUGUUUGGAUCGUUAGGGAGUGGACUCACCGUGGUGGAGGUGGUGGAGAGGUAUGCCAAGGAGAAUGAUACGGAGCAGAAUGGUAGGAGCGAGAAGGAGGUGAACGAGAUGGGGGGCGAGGGAAUGGACGAUGAGGGGGUUGGGAUGGUGGUUGAUGAUGGGAAGGUAGUGAGAAGGAGAAUAGACAGGUCACGGCCAAACUAUUUCAUCGGGAUUCAGAUUACCAGCGAGGAUAUCAAGACUCACGUCAAAGAGAUCCAGAGUCACAUGACCAAUAUAGAUCCUCUGGCUUCAACGUAUCUCACCUCUCUCUCCCAUCUUCAUGUUACUUUGUGUAUGCUCCAACUCGCCACAAAGGCACAGAUCAACACCGCCCUCUCUGUUCUGAAAACCAUCCAACCUGAACUGGCAUCGAUGCUUCUCCCUGUCACUAUGAUGAGGUUCCAUGGAGUCGACACGUUCCAUGACCGGAUCAUUUACUCUCCGCCCGAGGCUGAUCGCGCUCUUGAGAAAAUGACACGUUUUUUGCGGACAUCGCUUACCAAAGCUGGCAUCAGCCUGACGGGGACUCGAGAUGAGUUUGUUCCCCAUCUCACUAUCAUGAAAAUGCCCCGGGAUGAAGCAAAUGGACAUCCCAUUUUUACCUCGGACUUGAAAUCUAAGUUUUCAGAGAUGCAUUUAGGAACUCAAGUUGUUGAUGCUAUCCAUUUAUGUUCCAUUGAAGAUAAACCAGCCCAUGAUGAAUUUUACAAUUCAUUAGCUAGAGUUGAUUUAAAUGAAUAGAUGAAUAAGGUUAUAAAGUAAUUUAUGCAAUACAACAAAGCAAACGUCAUUUACAAAAUCGAUCUAAGACCAAAUUCUAUCCUUUUUUUUUAAAUGAAGUAUUCAGGCAAAGGGUAUCUUGCACUGAAAUACAAUUAUUAAUCUCAAUAGAGCAUGCGUGUGUCUUUUAUCUUAAAUGUGAAAUAGGUGAUUUAAAACGAGAACUAGGUAACUAACCAUUGCAUAGAAAUGAUCCUUAAUUUUUUUUUUUAACCUGUUGAUUACUAAAUCUGAAGUAACUCAGGAUGAAGUCUAUAGAAUGUGAAAUGAAUUACUACAAUCAAAUUAUAUCUUAUGAGUUGAUUGUAAUUUGUAAGAAUAUAAUAUUGAACCCCAUCUUGUUCUUUAUUUGUGGGAUUAUAAGAGAUGGUGUAUGUAGGGUGAGAAACCCUUUCAAAACAUUUAUUUAAUUGUUGUUGUUAAUACUCAUUUUUAAUUUUACCCUUCAGAAAAUUUUAAGAUAUGAAGAUUUCAUUCCCUUGUCUUGCAAAUUUAAUUCCAAAGUGGGAUGUUUUUAUUUUUAAAUAAUUUUUAAACUUUCUUAAAUCUGUAAGCCAAUUUUUUGGGGGUCUGGCAAAUUCCAUGCUUAUUUGUUAGCAAAUUUUAUUCCAACAUCCUCCUCACUAUUUGAAUUG
This is a messenger RNA of Strongylocentrotus purpuratus (purple sea urchin), 2413 nucleotides long. RefSeq lists its product as uncharacterized. Bases 168 to 1739 code for a protein of 523 amino acids. The transcript has 4 exons. Gene Ontology annotation, molecular function: protein binding. The record is from RefSeq and is a predicted model, not a curated record. NCBI's taxonomy places the organism in Eukaryota, Metazoa, Echinodermata, Echinoidea, Camarodonta, Strongylocentrotidae.